Messenger RNA from Solenopsis invicta (red fire ant), 5339 nucleotides. Its product is annotated as trichohyalin. Bases 3578 to 4876 code for a protein of 432 amino acids. The record is from RefSeq and is a predicted model, not a curated record. The transcript has a single exon. NCBI's taxonomy places the organism in Eukaryota, Metazoa, Arthropoda, Insecta, Hymenoptera, Formicidae.
AGGAGAUACAUGCAUACAUGCAAACGUACAACUUUUUACUGUAGUAUUUAUCACAUCGCAUAUACAUAUGAGAUAUGUGUAUAUAAUUUCUAAAAUUAAGUUUAUGAAAAUUGAUAGUUGAUAUAUAAUAAUUUGAAAUUUCCCCGGAUAUUCGUUGAAUUUAAUUACAUGUACCUGAACCAUUUUUAUCUCUCCAUAACAAAUGACUUCCAGUUCAAAUUCAAAUAUGGUUAUUAUAAAGAUAUCACAGAAUUAUGAAUUUAUUAAUAGAUUUCAUUUUAAAGUAUUAUAUUGAAUGUAUUACAUUCCUGUGCAAAAUAAAAUAUACGCGUAUUUUCAUUUUAUUGUCGAAGCCUUUAUUUAAUUAUGAAAAUAAUUAGACGUAACCAAAUUGUAUUACAGAUCUAAUUAUAUAUUUGACAUGUAUAUACAUUAGAGGAGUUACAUUACAAUUAAAAGAAUUGCUUUAUACAAUUUUUAUAUAAAAUAUUUUUAUUAAAUAAAUUUGUGCACUGCGAGGCACAUUGAUUCGACCCGAUCAAUGCAUAUUGAUUAACAUGAGGUGUCAUUAAGACACAAUGUUUAUUCAUGUUGCUCUAAUUUAACGCGAUAAUAAGAUUUGCUUGUCUCGAUUUAUGUUAUGUACAAAUUACAAACACGAAGAAGAAAUUUUCGGACGUCAAGGGCUAUAUAUCAAUAAUAUAGAGCAAAUGCCUGUGCUUUCACAUUUGCAAUCUUGAUUUAAUCAAUCGUACGUAAUAACCGUGAAUGCUAUUUAUGUAGUAACCAUAUAAUCUCACCGAUCAUAUUAGAUUUCCCUAUCUAAUUUGGGAAUAUUCAAUAUUCGAUCAUUCCGGUACGGAUAUUACAUUGUAUGCAUCGCCGCGGGCGCAUUAUUUCGAGCUAUACAGAUUUCCACUGAUGCAAACAACUUGAAAUGCAUUCACCAAAAUUCUAAACCUAUAUCACAAUAAUCUAUAUAAAGCUGCGGCUCUAAAUCCAGACGUUUUAAUCACAGACAUAUCAUGUCUUUGAUUUUAAUUUACAUGACAUUGAAGGUGCGUUCCGUUUCACGCAUGAUGCGCAUGAUGCAUUAUUCUUGUUCAUUAAAUGUUAAACAAAGAUAAAUGAUGCAUCAUACGCACCAUGCGUGAAACGGAAUGCACCUAUAUACGUAUACGCGUAUGGGCGGGAACAUAGACUUUUGCAUACGCAUAAUGUAUAACGCAUAAGAGAAUUUACCAAUCGGAAUCCUUCAUUUCUAUCCUGGGAAGGGAGAAGUACAGGACUCUGAUUGAUUGAUUCUCUUAUGCGUUAUGCAAGAGUCUGUACUCCUGCCCUAUCAUUAUCAGACCUGUACUCUUUAAUUGAAUUUCUUGCAUGGUUCAUCUUUCUUUUUUUUUCUUUCUUUUCACAUUGGAGAAGAAAAGAGAAAAGACGAGAUUUGUGCAAGUUCAGUUAAACCGGGCAGAUGUAUUAUUGUAGCGAUAACAUCUGAACGAAUUUUUAUUCCAUUUUUUUAAAUUUCUAUAGUCUGUUUCACUCCAAAAAUGUUAGUUCGAUAAAUGCGUAUCGUCAUAGCAACCAUGACUGCAAACAGCUGUCAAAGCUGAACCACGCAUUUACGAAUCUUUCGCACGCGUGACAUUGUCUAUGAAGAACAUUCGUCGAUCUCUUUAACGUUUUUUUAUUUCGUUUAUUUCGAUAAUUUUUUUUGUAUAAGGUUAACUAAAUAAAAUGAGUUUGCUCCCUUUACCUAAAGUACAAUGCAGUUUACCCAAAGCGAGAAAGUAUCCCAUUGACGUUCCCGGCACGGCAAAUAUAUCUUACGGGCACAAGUUACGCGAACGCAAAAGUUGCCGCAUCGCAAAGCACCAUGGUUCGAGUAGAUCUAUCUUCGACGGCACAGAGGAGGAGAAGAGGGAAUACGACCAGUUACUUAAAACUCUGGACUUCGAGAAAGAAACCGAUCGGAAAAUCAGGAACAAGAAUCUUCGCCAACGAGUCCAACGAGGUAUUAACGCGAACGUUGAUGUGGUUCUUUCUUUAUUUUUUUUCCUUACAUUUGCACUUCUUAAGAAAACUUGAGCGGAAAAAGAUAAAUGAAGAAGAUAAAAAAUUAUUUCUUUUAAAAAAACCUACAGAUAUUCUUGUCGCAGUAUUUUGCAUAAAUAUUAUACAUUUAUAUAUAAUUUAUGCUUGUUAAUUCCUCAUGAUAUAAAGUAAUUUAUAUAAUUAAUUAAUAUGUGUAUAUCCAGUCUUGCAGAAUUAUACAAAAUAUAAGUAAAGUGCCAAUUGCGAUCAAGGCUAGAUCUUGAUGCCCUAAUACUAUUUUACAGUUGCGUCUUGAAAAGCAAUCAUUGUAAAAAUACUAAGUUCUUUCUAACUUCAGUUUAUGAUUGCAAAGACCUAAUGUGUUUGGUGUGUAGUUUAUAAAACUAAAAAUGUAUUAAGAUCUAUAUACAUAUAAAAUACUAUUAGGCACUAUUUAAAAAUCAAAUCAAUAAAUUAAUUACGUUUGGUGAAAAGGCAGUAACAGUUAUUCUUAUAAUUAUUACUUCGAACAAAGAAAAGUAAAUCAUUGACGAUAUCGGUUCUCUCUUGGGGCCAUGUACUUGCGAUUUUAAUUUAUCAAAUGUAGUCAUUUCUGACAACGAAAAUCGAUAAUAAGUUCUAACACAUAAAUUAUACACUAAUGUGUAUAAUUUGCAAGCUUAUAUAUCGUUAAACUUUAACUCCAAGAGCGAAUUGGUGUCCAAGAAUGAGAAUUCUAAAAAUUAAUAAAACAACGUUACAUCGAUGAGUGACGUUGUCUAUUCCUGGGAUUCAAAUUAGCGUAACAUGUAGUUCAGUGUCUCAUGCAAUUCGGAAGACAUCCCAUCUGAAUUCUGCAUUGGCAUCAAGUUGAAUUUAGUCUCGAAUUGACGCUUUUUUACUUAUUUGUAUAAUUCGUUUAAGCGAUCUAUAGCGUUUAAAUUAAUUGUUUAUAGAAUUUUGAAAGACUUGAGACACAAAAAUAAAGUUAAAAAUAGCCUUUCUCUCUUCAGAAAGAGUUUUUACACUUAACAAAAUAUUUUGCUGAUGUAGGUUUUUAGAUGUCACAAUGAAAAUUUAUCGCUAUUUUUUGUAUCUGUUAAGAACAUUUUAGCAAUUCUAGAAAAUUUAGGUCUUAUUGCCAAUUAUAUAGUCAGAUUUUAUAAUGAGUAUGAUUGGCCUUAACAUGAAUAGGCGCUACAGAAAAAUUUUCUUUUCAAAUUUCACAAACAGUUCAGAUAUAAAUUAUAUUUCUAUAUUUAGAUUAAGUAACAAGCAUAUUUGACAUCGCAAUAUUUGCUAAUCACUUAUUUACCUUAGUUAAUUUUUCGCAGCCAAAUAAUUGUGGUUGUAAUUGCAAGACUAUUUUUUUUUUAGUAUAAUGAAAUUCACUUAAUCAUGUUUCACUUGAUUUCAAUCAUGCAUAAAUCUAUCAUAUAUUUGCUUGGAUACGGCAUUUAGCUGCUAUUUUCUCUUGCAUAAUGAGAGCCGGUGAACGGGUAUAAUUACCAGCCGUUAACACGGCAACGACUAAUCUCCAGACAUGUCGACGUACGAGGAGAAUCUACAAGCGCGUAGGGAGAAACUACGUGAUCUCGUAUCGAGCGAGGAGGCGAAUCUAAUGAAGGAGAUCAAGGAGGUGGCACAGCGGGAUGAGUGUGCCCGAUUCGAAGAGCAGCUUGCGAGAACGGAGGAGUUGAGGAAACGGCACGAGGAGGAACACGGAGCGUUGGUAGCCGCCAAACAGAUGCAACGGUAUCUAGCCUCAUGUCCGGAUAUUAAGCAAGAAUUGUCGAGGAGAUCCACAAUCGACGCGAAGCGAUGUAACGAGGCGCAGAUGGCGAACAACGAAUCGAGGAGAUUAGCGGAGAAAGAACUGGACGCUGUCUGGCACGAGAUAAUGCUGAGGGAGAGCGAGACGAAGAGGCACAAAGAGACCGAGGAGUUCGAGAGACGAACCUUAGCCCAGCAAGAAACGGUGUCUGCUUUAGCCAAACAAGUGGCAGACAAGUUGACGCUAGAAGACAAGAGGAAGCGGGUCGAGAGGGACGAGGAGCAGGAGCAUCUGGAGCGGCUAUGCGAGGAUAUGCGUCGAGCGGAGUUAAGGAAUCUCGAGACGGAAAGGCAAAAGCGGGAAAAGUUGAAGAAGGAACUCGAGGAGCAGAUCCUGACGACGAGGAAGUUCCUCGCUGAACGUGCCCGCGAGGAAGCCGUAGUGGAUCGCGCAUUCAGAACGCUGGCCGAGGAAGAACAGGCUAGGGAGAGGGCUCGCGUGAAACAGGACACCGCGGCCCUUCGCGCUGAGUUAGACUCCUAUCUGAAAUAUCUGAAGGACUUGCAGCGAGAAGAGGUCAAACGGAAUCUCGAGGUGGAAGCUCUCGUUCGGCAGUCGCACGAGAAUAUCGAGGCAAAACGCGAGCUCGCGCUGAAGAAAUUCAAGGAAGCUCGCCGGCGCACCGCGCAGGAAGUCCUUCGCGGUCGGGAGGAACAGCUGAAGGCGCGACAGGAGGCAGAGGAGCGAGAACGAUGGCUGAAGAUGGAGGAGCGGGAGGCGCUCGAGAGGCAGAUCGAGAUGGAUGCCGACUUGACCGCGAUGAAGCAGAAGGAGAGCAGACAAAAGGCGCUUCGUUACGGGCUGGAGCUCAAGGAGCAGCAGAGAUGCAUCGAAGCGACGAGACGCCACGAACUGGAGGAGGAACAGCGGUACCACCGGGCCGAGAUGAAGAGGCGGACGGAGGAAUAUCAGAGGCUCGCGGACGAGUUGCUGAAUGCUUCCGAGAGCAUUACGCCGCAUCCGUUUAAAGCUCUGCUGAAGGAGUGCCUGAAGGAGUCCCCCUCCUGAAGGAGAAGGAAGGACGUUGUUACUGUCCUCCAACUUUAACUUCCGCCUAUCUGACAUGUUAGGAGGUACUGAUAAGUUACCAGGUGUACCUCUUGUAAAUUACUUCCCCGGCUUGGUACGCGGAUCAUGUAAAGGGCCAGAGGCAGACCAUUGAAUAUUCAAUCAAUCAGCGAGCGACCGCUAAAUCUAUGGCGAUAGAGAGACGUGAAAUAACUUGAUAGAAAUCACUGAAUAUUGAUAGAAAUUUAGCUUAUCGAGAUGUAAGAUGUUGGUAUUUUGUAGAAAAAUAUAGAAAUUAUGUGUAACUGAUCAUAUAAUUCGUGCUAAUAUUAUAAAAAUAUUAUAAUAUCCUUUUUUUUUCUUUUUUCUUGUUUCUCUCUAUGACUAGAUAAAAUACAUGUUUAAUAAUUUCUUUUUAUAAGAACAUAAUAAUUAAUUCUUUUUUAUAGAAAACUUCGACUGA